Messenger RNA from Ficedula albicollis (Collared flycatcher), 482 nucleotides. RefSeq names its product trefoil factor 1. The record is from RefSeq and is a predicted model, not a curated record. The transcript has 4 exons. Gene Ontology annotation, biological process: maintenance of gastrointestinal epithelium. The coding region runs from base 1 to 387 and encodes 128 amino acids. Lineage: Eukaryota; Metazoa; Chordata; Aves; Passeriformes; Muscicapidae.
AUGGAUCUGAAGGUGGUCUGUGCACUCUCCAUCACCCUCAUCAUAGCCCUCAGCACCCUGGCAGAGGGAGUUGCACCUCCAACAAAAUGCCAGUGUAAAGUGGUUCCCAGGGAGAGGACAAACUGUGGCUACCCGGGGAUCUCAGCAGCAGAGUGCAAGAAAAUUGGGUGCUGCUUCAACGCUUCAGUCCCCAGCGUCCCCUGGUGCUACAAUCCUAAACCAAAGAAAGUGAAGAAAGUGUGUCCCAGCGAUCCCUACCACAGGAUAAACUGUGGCUUCCCUGGCAUCAAGCCCUGGGAGUGCACAAGGAAGGGCUGCUGCUUCAGGGCACGCCCUGCUGGGGUCCCCUGGUGCUUCUACCACCGCAAUGUGGAGGAAGCUUGUUAAAGGAGAAACUUCCAUCAAGAACUUUGCAAUCUUUGGAUCUACUCCAAUGGAACGACAGACAGAGGUUCCACCUCAGACUUUGUAUUUUGCAAGGA